Salarias fasciatus (jewelled blenny) is the source of this 1638-nucleotide messenger RNA. RefSeq names its product 4-hydroxy-2-oxoglutarate aldolase 1 (gene hoga1). Gene Ontology annotation, molecular function: 4-hydroxy-tetrahydrodipicolinate synthase activity; (R,S)-4-hydroxy-2-oxoglutarate aldolase activity. Gene Ontology annotation, cellular component: mitochondrion. The transcript has 7 exons. Gene Ontology annotation, biological process: glyoxylate catabolic process. The record is from RefSeq and is a predicted model, not a curated record. NCBI's taxonomy places the organism in Eukaryota, Metazoa, Chordata, Actinopteri, Blenniiformes, Blenniidae. The coding region runs from base 258 to 1238 and encodes 326 amino acids.
UGGUUAAAAACAAAACCAAACACACGCUUCGCGUGCACACAAAACUUCUCAAAUAGCUCAAAACUUGCAGAGGACCCCUGGUGUGGACACGAAAACAGGGCGCGCGCUCCAAAACCCCAGCAGGAGCGAAGCGGCGCAGAAAUGACAGCCUGCGGUCAAUAUUUGAAGAAGUGUGUCAGUGAUUAACCCGCCGGGCUGCAGGCAGCCGCGCACGCUCCCACGCUCAUAUUCGGCUGGAGCACCGCGUCCGCCUCACCAUGCACCGCGUCCGCGCCUGGACACGCGCCGCGGCGGGACCGCUGACCGCGUGGAGCCGAACCCGAACCCGGAGCCUGUCGACCGGGACCCGGCUGGACCUGAGCGGGAUCUACCCGCCCAUCGCCACGCCGUUCACGGCCCGGGAGGAGGUGGACUACCGCAAACUGGAGGAAAACCUGCAGAAGUACGCAGAGAUCCCGUUCAGAGGUCUGGUGGUUCAAGGAUCCAAUGGAGAAUAUCCGUACCUGAGCGACCAGGAGCGGGUGGAGGUGGUGAAGGCCGUCCGACGAUCACUGCCCAAAGAGAAGCUGCUGAUGGCUGGAUCAGGCUGUGAAUCCACCAGAGCGACCAUCCAGCUGACGGAGAGGAUGGCCGCCGCCGGAGCCGACGCCGCCCUGGUGGUGACGCCGUGCUUCUACAAGGGCAAGAUGGACAGUCGGGCUCUGAUCCAGCACUUCACGGUGGUGGCGGACAGCAGCCCCGUGCCGGUGGUCCUGUACAGCGUCCCGGCCAACACGGGCUUGGAGCUGCCGCUGGAUGCCGUGACGCAGCUGGCCCAGCACCCCAACAUCCGGGGGGUUAAAGACAGCGGCGGGGAUAUCACGCGGAUCGGCCUGAUUGUUCACAAAACCCAGGCGCAGGAUUUCCAGGUUUUGGCGGGCUCGGCGGGGUUCCUCAUGGCUGCUUAUUGUGUCGGCGCUGUCGGCGGGGUGUGCGCGCUUGCUAACGUGCUGGGCCAGGAGCUGUGUGAGCUGGAGCGUCUGUGUGUGUCCGGGCGUUGGGAGGAAGCCAGAGACCUGCAGCAGCGCCUCAUCGAGCCCAACGCCGCCGUGACCAGGAAGCUGGGAGUUCCCGCCCUCAAGCAGGCCAUGGAGUGGUUCGGUUUCCACGGCGGCGCCUGCAGAUCGCCUCUUCAGCCGCUCACCGAUGCCGAGACGCAGCAGCUGAGGCGGGACUUCUCCUCCAACGGGUGGCUGUGAGCCAACACCGAGCCCAGUGUGUGUUUUCAGCAGCAAGAAGCAGCGUCUAGCGUCUUGUAGAGCUCAUCAUACAACCCCAGUAGUCCGGUGUAUUUGGAGAAGUCUUUUUAAAAAGCUGAAUUAAAUAGGAUCCCCACCGCUGUGUUGACCGCUGAAGAAACUGAGUCCACCUCCUCACUGGACUGAAAGUCCUGGAUGAGAGAUCAACCGCUCACGAUAGAGGGACUCUGAAAAUGAAAUAGCACCAGCCCAAGAUUGAAACUGAAAUAGAAUAGGAACGUUUGUGUCAACAGCCUGUUGAUGGUCUCACCAGGGUUUUAGUCAUUUAUUGAUUUUGCUCCCUACAGAUUGGCCUGUAGGUGCUAUAGAUGUUUAGAGACGGCUUCCUGUCCGCAAUAAA